CAACAGACUGAGCAGCAGAAGAGAAGAGCCAUGCAAUGAGAGUGCUAUCCUGACCCAAACCUCCGAUUCACAAACUCAAACCCUGUGUUUGCAUGCGUUUAAUUCCCAACUUUAAGAAAAGGACGUGGUGUCGUUGUAUAAAUGUAGUUUUUUCCAUUAAUUGUGGAACUCUAGACAGAUUUAAUAGCUUUUAUAAAGUUCUCAUCAGCACUGAGGAUGCGCAACAGAAUGACGGGACUUUCUACGUGGAAAAGACGCGCUUUGGAUGUUUUUGUGUGUUUGUGUUUGGUUUCUUUGGCUUAUUCCUUCAACAUUGACUUGCAACAUACCUUGGUGUUCCGAGGACCAGAUGCGACGUUUUUUGGAUAUUCAGUCCUGGAGCACGUCCAUGACAACACACGCUGGAUUGUGGUCGGGGCUCCCAGAGCAAACUCAUCAUUCAGCAGUUCAGUUCAGUCACCCGGAGCUGUAUACAAGUGCCGGAUCCGCAACAACCCAGAGCAACGCUGCACUGAGAUGGACCUCGGCAGAGGAAAUAAGCAGAGGGAGUCCUGUGGGAAGACGUGUCAAGGCGACAGAAAUGACGAGUGGAUGGGGGUCAGUCUGGCUCGACAGGACAAACCCAAUGGCAAAAUUCUGGCCUGCGCUCACCGCUGGAAGAAUGUAUACUAUGAAUCGGAGUAUAUCCUCCCUCACGGAUACUGCUCCGUCAUCCCAGCCACUCUGCAGGGCAAGUCACAGCCUCUCAUACCGUGUUAUGAAGACCAUAAGAAGACCUAUGGGGAAGAACACGGCUCGUGCCAAGCCGGGAUCGCAGGCGUUUUCACUGAG
Sinocyclocheilus rhinocerous is the source of this 831-nucleotide messenger RNA. Its product is annotated as integrin alpha-9-like. The annotation marks the transcript as partial. The transcript is spliced from 5 exons. Gene Ontology annotation, biological process: cell-matrix adhesion; cell-cell adhesion; cell adhesion mediated by integrin. The record is from RefSeq and is a predicted model, not a curated record. Gene Ontology annotation, molecular function: integrin binding. Lineage: Eukaryota; Metazoa; Chordata; Actinopteri; Cypriniformes; Cyprinidae. Gene Ontology annotation, cellular component: integrin complex; external side of plasma membrane.